AAUCUCUUACAGCCCGUAAAAAUCUCAGCGGAUUUUCUCGCAUUCUCUCUCUCUCUCGCUCUUCCCCGGAACAGAUCCUGCGACGACGGCGACGGCGGCGGCGGCGGCGACGGCCACCUCGCGCUCGAUCAUCCGCGUUCUUCGUCUUCGUUCCGCCCCCCGGUUGUCCUCUCGUGUCGGCUUCCUCGGAGGGCCCCGAAAGUUCUCGGACACCUUCGCGGCGUCCUCUCUCUCCGGAAGCCGACGAUUUUCCUCGUGUCGUUGCGUAGCAAGAAGCCGUCCUUCCUCCGAGGAAGCUGCCGGUUUGGAAGAGCUUCUUCGGUUUGGAGAUAUAGUCCCUCGCUCGAGCUUUCAUUCGCAGGGGUAGAGAGAGAGGGAGAGAGAGGGAGGGAGGGAGGGAGAGAGGGAGGGAGGGAGAGAGAAGGAAGAGGGAGUUUCACAGAUGGCUAUGCUUGGGGGGGCGCAAUGGAGAGGUCGGAGAUCGGUGACCAUGAUCUUCGUCAACCUCACGUUCGCGCUUCUGCUUGCUUCCGCCGAGCGGGGAUUGAAGCUGAAUCGCGAGCCUUCAGGGGUCGAUGAGGCGGGCGAAACUGUUCCGGGUUUCCUAUCCAGAGCGGUGAAUUUCUUGUGGCAAUCCGAUGGGGCGGGUUAUCAGCAUGUUUGGCCGGACAUGGAACUCGGUUGGCAAAUUGUUGUUGGUUCCAUUGUUGGUUUCCUCGGAGCGGCCUUUGGGAGCGUGGGUGGUGUGGGCGGUGGCGGCAUCUUUGUUCCCAUGCUGACUCUGAUCAUAGGCUUUGAUCCCAAGUCAGCUACUGCUAUUUCAAAAUGUAUGAUCAUGGGUGCUGCAGGAUCAACCGUUUACUAUAAUCUCAAACUCCGGCAUCCUACAAUAGAUAUGCCUAUAAUUGACUAUGACCUGGCGCUGCUCGUCCAACCAAUGCUCAUGCUUGGAAUCAGUUUAGGAGUUGCCUUCAAUGUGAUAUUUGCUGACUGGAUGGUCACAGUUUUAUUAAUUAUUCUCUUCAUUGGCACUUCCACCAAGGCAUUCUUAAAAGGAGUCGAGACGUGGAAAAAGGAAACCAUAUUGAAAAAGGAAGCUGCGAAGAAUCUCAAUUCUGUUGGAAAUGGUAGCACAGAAGUGGAAUACAAGCCUCUUCCUGGUGGUCCAGGCAAUGGCCCACAGCAAAGCAUAAAAAAAACGGAGGUCACAAUCCUUGAGAACGUUUGCUGGAAGGAGCUCGGACUUCUUGUCUUCGUUUGGGCUGCAUUUCUUGUCCUGCAGAUUGCCAAGACUCAUACAGCUACUUGUUCUGUUGCGUACUGGGUACUUAACCUGUUACAGAUUCCAGUUUCUGUUGCAGUAUCUCUUUACGAGGCAGUUAGCUUAUACAAGGGAAGGAGAGUAAUUGCUUCCAAGGGAGAUCAUGGCACUAAUUUAAAGGUGCACCAAUUGGCCCUUUAUUGUGCCUGUGGUGUCCUGGCUGGAGUAGUAGGAGGACUACUUGGACUAGGUGGAGGAUUUAUAAUGGGGCCACUAUUUUUGGAAAUGGGAAUUCCUCCUGAGGUCUCCAGUGCCACAGCGACCUUUGCAAUGACCUUUUCCUCUUCCAUGUCUGUUGUAGAAUACUAUCUUCUUAAUCGUUUUCCUGUUCCUUACGCACUCUAUUUUGUUAUGGUUGCUACAUUUGCUGCUCUGGUAGGACAACAUAUUGUGCGAAAGCUUAUUAUAGUACUCGGAAGGGCGUCCCUUAUCAUCUUCAUUUUAGCCUUUACAAUUUUCGCCAGUGCCAUCUCGCUAGGUGGAGUCGGCAUAUCCAACAUGAUAGGAAAGAUUCACCGGCACGAAUACAUGGGAUUCGAUAACCUUUGCAAGUAUGACGCGUAGUGUCCGAUUCGUUUUGCCAUCAUUUUCUCGUCCCCGGUCUGUGUACUGGGAACAGAGCAUUCUGCGGGGAACUUAAAUGUGCCUUUUGCUUGGUACCAAUUCUGGCCUUUGCAGAUGGUAACAUUUGAGCCGUUUUAACUUAAUCUACUCGAACUUUAUUGCGAUGCAUCAUUGAUUUGAUUCAUACAACUUUUGUCAUCCUUUGUAACAAGAUUCUCUAUGAAUCAGAGAAUCAAUUUCUUCGUGCUUCGGAGAAUCAAUGGGAAGAACAACUUGAAAUGACUAACGCAUGUGACGGUUGCGUUUGAUCUCCAAAAAUGCUUUCACUUUCGAGUUUGGUUAUAGCAAACUCCCGUACAUUUUUCUGUUCUCCCGAUUAUAUGUUUGGUACAGAAACGAGGAUUCUCGUUUGGCCUGAAAUUUGUGAAAGUUGUUUGAUUGC
Messenger RNA from Syzygium oleosum, 2327 nucleotides. RefSeq names its product sulfite exporter TauE/SafE family protein 3-like. The transcript has 12 exons. Gene Ontology annotation, biological process: protein ubiquitination. The coding region runs from base 443 to 1885 and encodes 480 amino acids. The record is from RefSeq and is a predicted model, not a curated record. Gene Ontology annotation, cellular component: Cul4A-RING E3 ubiquitin ligase complex; membrane. Lineage: Eukaryota; Viridiplantae; Streptophyta; Magnoliopsida; Myrtales; Myrtaceae.